AUGGGCGACACCUCCAACGCUGCCGUCGACGCACGGUCCAUCGUAUGGCUCGAAAGCUUGACAGAGCAGCAAAAGUCCGAUAUCCUCAACUCGACUCUCCUGGCACAACUGUCGGCGGAUGCAAAGUCCCCCGUCAGCGACGAGGAAAAUGCGAGCGAGUGGCACGACAAAUAUGUUCAAACACUCAGCAGCCUUGGCUGGGUAGUCACGAAGUCAGCCUCUUCGGACGUCGAACAUAGUCUCGUCGGAGAAUCCGUGGCAGAUACAAUUCUCAGUGCGCUCAGAGCCGACGAGAACGCCGAUUCAGACAAGGAGCUACAUGAGUCUGCGGCUCGGGCGGUCGAGUUGUUGCGCCCCGGAUCCCAUCCCGAAGCCGAGAGUGUUCUUAAUGCAGCGUCAAUCUCUUCGUCGGCGCAGUAUGCAGGAGUACAGCUCGCUAUUGCAGGGAACGUCAACGAUUCUCCGUCCUUGACGAUCUUCAGCUACUUCUACUCUUCCCCCGACACCAUCACCACCGCGCUAUGGCAUCCGAUACAAGAUGGAGCUACGUUCAGUAUCAAGCAAUUUUUCGUCCAGAUCGCACUGAACGAGAGCGUGUAUGAGAGAGUUAGGGAGGCUGUCGUAGGGAAGCUUGAGCGGGUCGGCGACAAGAUAGUUUCGCUCUGA
Messenger RNA from Peniophora sp. CBMAI 1063, 666 nucleotides. Lineage: Eukaryota; Fungi; Basidiomycota; Agaricomycetes; Russulales; Peniophoraceae. The record is from the annotation of a GenBank genome assembly.